AUGGGCUCUUCGGGCGCCGGCAAGACCACCCUCCUCAACGUCCUCACCGCCCGAAACCUCUCCAACUUUGCCGUAGAGGGCUGCGUGAAAAUCAACGGGCAGACGGCGGACGUGGACAUGAUCACCUCGGUUUCGGCGUACGUUCAGCAGCAGGACCUUUUUCUGGCGACGCUGACCGUCCGCGAGCACCUGGUCUUCCAGGCGAUGCUGCGCAUGAACGCCGCCAUCAGCCCUCGGGAGAAGGCCGAUCGCAUCGUCGAGGUGAUGCGCGAGCUCAGUCUGGAGAAGUGCGCCGACACCAUCGUCGGCGGGACGAUGAGCACCGGCAAGGGCAUCUCGGGGGGUGAACUGAAGCGUCUCGCUUUUGCCGUCGAAAUUCUCACCAACCCCUCGAUCAUGUUCUGUGACGAGCCCACCUCCGGCCUGGACGCCUUCAUGGCGGCCAACCUGGUGGAGUACCUCAACAAGAUGGCCUCCAAGGGGCGCACUAUCAUCUGCACCAUUCACCAGCCGUCGACGGACGUCUUUAACCUCUUUGAGAAUCUGCUGCUAAUGGCCGACGGCCAGGUGGCCUACAUGGGCAACACCCAGCAGGCGUUGGAGUACUUUAAAAGCUGCGGCUUGCCCUGUCCGCUCAACUACAACCCGGCCGACUUUUACGUCCAGGAGCUGGCGGUCAUUCCGGGGAAGGAGGAGGCCUGUCACGAAAAGAUCGACAAGAUCUGCAGCUACCACCGGAAGCUGCACCCAAUGUCGGGCGAGGCGCAGCAGCAGCAGACGACUUUUGUGCAGAAAACGGUCACCACCUCCUACAAAAUUGUGGCCACCAUCCUGGGCAUCUUCUUCUGGGGCCAGGAGCUGAAUGAGCGCGGCGUGAUGAACAUCAACGGCGCCCUCUUCAUUUAUCUCCUCAAUCUGUCCAUGCAAAACGCCUUUGCGGUGGUCAAUGUCUUUUGCUCUGAGCUGCCCGUCUUUCUGCGCGAGUACGGCUCUGGCAUGUACCGCCCCGACUCGUACUACGUGACGAAGAACCUGGCGGAGAUGCCAAUCUUUGUGCUGCUGCCCAUCUUUGUUGGCUGCAUCAACUACUACAUGAUUGGCUUCAACAAGGACGUGGACGCUUUUCUCUACCUCAUCGUCGUCGGCAUUGUCAUCUCCUCCAUUGGAGUAUCCUACG
Rhagoletis zephyria (snowberry fruit fly) is the source of this 1177-nucleotide messenger RNA. The record is from RefSeq and is a predicted model, not a curated record. NCBI's taxonomy places the organism in Eukaryota, Metazoa, Arthropoda, Insecta, Diptera, Tephritidae.